Messenger RNA from Marchantia polymorpha subsp. ruderalis, 536 nucleotides. The record is from the annotation of a GenBank genome assembly. NCBI's taxonomy places the organism in Eukaryota, Viridiplantae, Streptophyta, Marchantiopsida, Marchantiales, Marchantiaceae.
AUCAUUAUUUAAAGCAGCUGAUAGCUGUGGAUUCGUCAUCAGCACUACUCCUUUCUCAGGAACCUCCUGCUUUUCACAUCUCUAUCAUUCCAUUCUAUUCCAUUUCGUCGUCCGUGCUAUAGCCAAGCGCCACUUACUACUUUUAAUCAUUUUAAGAUGUCUGGCUGCGGAAGCUCUGCUUGUUCUUGCGGCGCUGCCUGCAAGUGCAGCACUGGCAACAGCUGCUGCCCGAUGAGGUCAAUGGACACAUUCGAGAGCUCCGAGAUGAGAGGCUUUGAGGGCGCCAAUGAAGGAUGCAAGUGCGGUGACAAGUGCUCAUGCAACCCUUGCAACUGCAAGUGAGAGAGCAGUGUCAAAAAUUCCAAAUCUUGUGAUUUAAAUGCUUACAGAAGUCUACUGACAAAACAGGGAGCGGUUUAUUUUCGUCAGAAUUUGAGGAAUUAUCCUCGAGAUCAAUUUAGAAUGCUAAGCUCUAUUGUAUAUGUGACGAAGUAAAUAAAGUCUGCAGAAGCAUCUGCUGGAAGAUUUCUGGUGAA